ACAAUUUCAAUCAUAGCGUCUUUGGAUUUAUUAUUCGAAUAAGACAAGAGUCAAGAUGGAGCUCAGCGGUUUGCCCCAAGAAAUUCAUCAUGCAAUUUUCAAACAUUUGGGACACGAGGAGUUAGAGAACUUGGCAUUACUGCACAACUCUCGAAUUCAGCAAUCGCUCGAGAGCAUGUGGGUCAAAACCAAAGUGUGUGGAAUUUGGAACUACUACAGUGAUAACUUCUGGCUGACUCUUCACUCCAUGACCGGAAAUCUUCGUCGUAAACAGUUUCAUCUCGGUUCCACACCGAAUUCUCAUCUCAUCAGGGAAUAUAUUCCAAGUCCAGGACGAGAGACAAAAGCACUGGAGGUUAUAGCUCAACACAAAUUUAGAACGAUGAGCGGAUCAAACAUUGACCCUUUGCGAACACCACCUUCACUCUCAGUCAUUUUUGAUCCGACAAACGAUGGCAUUCCAGUGAAAUUAACCCUGAAUCGUAUCCAAGGUGAUCCUAAUGAGAUAUUACUUAGCCGAACCCAUGGGCAUUACUUGCUCCUACAGUCUCCAACUAGACUUUUCUUCUUGGAUGUCAAGGCUCAAGAACUUCUCUGGCAUCGACGAUACAUUCAUCAUAACAACGAUGGCCAGGCUCUGGAUUUUGUAGUCAAUGAUAAGGGCAUUUUUCUCACCAUGAAGAAAACCAGUACUCGUGGCAUAUUCAUCAUCAUGGUUCAAUUCGGCUUUGACAACGGUGACAUCUCUGCCUUGCAAGCCAAGCAAAGCUUGGACUUUAUUUUUGAUUCAACGGAUACCGGGAUCAUCAUGAAUGCCAGGAGAGGAAGGGUGCGACGGCGAUUCUACAACUGUUUCCAAUUGGAAGAUGUCUUGAGCACGUGGUUAGAUGGCGAUCGGCUCUUGGUGUUGGUGAAGGUGGGCCAUGUCUAUCGAGUGCUCUCCGAAUCAUUGGCGGAAGAAACGCAACAAGCGAUGAGAUGCGAGUUCAUUGUCACAACAGAUAUUUGAAGUCGGAAAUGCUCCAUCCACUCAGUCAUGCAACGGGAAAAUAUUGCAAUGCAACAAAGACAUGUGAUGCGCAUCGGUGAUAAUCGUACAUCUUUCUCUUUUUUUAGAUAAUAAAAAUUCCCUCUAUU
Molecule: messenger RNA, 1137 nt
Organism: Tigriopus californicus
Lineage: Eukaryota; Metazoa; Arthropoda; Copepoda; Harpacticoida; Harpacticidae
Exons: 2
Coding region: 56-1009 (317 amino acids)
Molecular function (GO): protein binding
Source: RefSeq, a predicted model, not a curated record